CAACAACUUUUUUUUCUUCCCUCCCUUGAUCUCCCCUACUUCUCUCCCAGACCACGUUCGUCUUACGUCUUCGCUCUCUCUCUCCCAUCCUCUCCAACCCACUACUUUUCUAAUUCGCAUCACAAUGGCUGCUCCUAUGAGAAUUGGCGCCCUCGCCCUGCGGAAUUCUCUGUCCGCUUCGGCUUCCUUCAGCAUUAAAAGAGCUGGCUUUCGCUAUUACUCAACCGUUAAACCCAAGACUCUCAAAGAGACCUUCGCUGCGAAAAUCCCUGACGAGAUUGAGAAAAUCAAGAAACUGAAAAAGGAGCACGGUUCCAAGGUCCUUGGUGAGGUUACUCUUGACCAGGUCUAUGGUGGUGCUCGAGGUAUCAAGGCCCUUGUAUGGGAGGGAUCCGUCCUUGACGCCGAGGAGGGUAUUAGGUUUAGAGGGAAGACCAUCCCCGAAUGCCAGGCUAUCCUCCCUAAGGCGCCUGGUGGAGAGGAGCCACUCCCCGAGAGUAUCUUCUGGCUACUUUUAACUGGAGAGGUUCCCACUGAGCAGCAAGUUCGUGAACUCUCUGCCGAGUGGGCUGCCCGUUCUUCUAUCCCCAAGUUUGUCGAGGAGCUUAUCGACCGAUGUCCCAACACUCUCCACCCAAUGGCACAAUUCUCUCUUGCUGUGACUGCUCUUGAACACGAGUCCCAGUUCGCAAAGGCAUAUGCCAAGGGUCUUAACAAGAAGGAAUACUGGAAUUACACCUUUGAGGACUCCAUGGACUUGAUUGCCAAGCUUCCUACUAUCGCUGCUAAGAUCUACCGCAACAUCUUCAAAGACGGAAAGGUCGUUCCUAUCCAGAUGGACAAGGAUUACGGUUUUAACUUGGCCAACCAACUUGGCUUUGGAGACAACAAAGACUUUGUUGAUCUCAUGAGGCUGUACCUUGUUAUCCACUCCGAUCACGAAGGCGGUAACGUCUCUGCCCAUACUACCCACUUAGUUGGGUCAGCUCUUAGCUCUCCGUACCUGUCACUCGCAGCUGGUUUGAACGGUCUUGCCGGUCCUCUUCACGGAUUGGCAAACCAAGAAGUUCUUAACUGGCUCACCGAGAUGAAGAAGAAAGUUGGUGACGACCUUAGCGAUGAGUCCAUCAAGAACUACUUGUGGGACACCUUGAAUGCCGGUCGUGUCGUUCCCGGCUAUGGUCAUGCUGUCUUGAGGAAGACCGAUCCCCGCUACAUGUCACAGCGCGAGUUUGCUCUCAAGAAACUUCCCGAAGACCCCAUGUUCAAGUUGGUCAGCCAGGUCUACAACAUUGCUCCUGGUGUCCUCACUGAGCAUGGAAAGACCAAGAACCCAUACCCUAACGUUGACGCUCAUUCUGGCGUCUUGCUUCAAUACUACGGUCUUACUGAGGCCAGCUACUACACUGUUCUAUUUGGCGUUUCCCGUGCACUGGGUGUCCUUCCUCAACUCAUCAUUGACCGCGCUGUGGGAGCUCCUAUUGAGAGGCCCAAGUCCUUCAGCACCGAGAAGUACGCUCAGUUGGUCGGUGCCAAGAUUUAAUUGGCUCGAUUUAGAAUAGCUAUACAGGAGCAGAAAAACUAGUAUGAUUUGUUUCUUGUAUCGCAUUUAGAAAAAACUUUCUUCAAAGGACGUAAUCGUAGGUUUUAUAUUAUGAUGACUCACCUGUUUUUUAUGGGUUUGAAGAGGGUUUUCUUUUUUAUAUCUUUUUCUUUUCUUUUUCGGAAAAAUAGAAGUGUGGGCUUUUUUUUUUGUUUAUAUAUCGGUGGGCUGUUUGAAACAGGUGUAAUGAUCUCCUCUCAAAUUAAAAUAGUUACGAACUAAA
This is a messenger RNA of Tuber melanosporum (Perigord truffle), 1826 nucleotides long. RefSeq lists its product as uncharacterized. Gene Ontology annotation, biological process: citrate metabolic process; tricarboxylic acid cycle; carbohydrate metabolic process. Lineage: Eukaryota; Fungi; Ascomycota; Pezizomycetes; Pezizales; Tuberaceae. Gene Ontology annotation, cellular component: mitochondrial matrix. The transcript has 8 exons. The record is from RefSeq and is a predicted model, not a curated record. The coding region runs from base 125 to 1543 and encodes 472 amino acids.